GGUGCAGCUCCUGAAGGAUCAGCUGGCCGCAGAGACGGCUGCCCGCAUGGAGGCACAGGCCAGAACUCACCAGCUGCUGCUGCAGAACCGAGACUUACUGCAACAUACUGCCCUGCUGGUGAAACACCUCAGCCAACUGGAGAUCAGAGUCAGUGGAGCCACACAGAAAGAAGAAUCACCAUGGAGUAGCGUGCCCCCUCGUUCUCUCUCUCUCAACCUGAAGAGCCUCUACACCCCUCGCUCAGACCAGCCCAUCACCUCCACUCCAGCAGGACAGCCAGAAAAUCCUCCUGUUUCCUCCCACGCUGAGUCCUACCUCAAUCUGCUCAACCUGCGUGGUGCUCCCACCGUUACAGCCAACGGGAAGCCAGCGAGUGCAAGAAGUGAAGCAGGACUAGACAUGGCGAGAAGGGAAGUUGCUAAGCUAGAAACUCGGAAUUCAACAGCACUUGAUGAGAG
Sinocyclocheilus rhinocerous is the source of this 459-nucleotide messenger RNA. RefSeq names its product dystrophin-like protein 1. The annotation marks the transcript as partial. NCBI's taxonomy places the organism in Eukaryota, Metazoa, Chordata, Actinopteri, Cypriniformes, Cyprinidae. The transcript has 2 exons. The record is from RefSeq and is a predicted model, not a curated record.